Messenger RNA from Quercus robur (English oak), 1577 nucleotides. RefSeq lists its product as uncharacterized. NCBI's taxonomy places the organism in Eukaryota, Viridiplantae, Streptophyta, Magnoliopsida, Fagales, Fagaceae. The transcript has 3 exons. The record is from RefSeq and is a predicted model, not a curated record. Gene Ontology annotation, molecular function: zinc ion binding. The coding region runs from base 326 to 1141 and encodes 271 amino acids.
UUUACAGUGCCUCCGAGAUACGAUUGGCCACGUGAUACCUAAGGAAGGCAUUUGCAUAAUUUCUGACCGACAUCUCGGUAUCAAAAACGCCAUUGCAAACUGGCCUAGAAGGGAAGAUGGAAGUACACCAGUAUUUCAUAGAUAUUGCCUUCGACAUGUUGUUAGCAACUUCAACACCCAUUUUCAGAACUCAACUCUAAAGUCAACGGCGUUGAAAGCGGGAUAUGCUACUCAGGUGGAAAUUGAGGCCAUUAGGAAUAAGAAGAAGGUGACGGGGAAGGAUGGCAAGGAAAAGAAUCAAGAUUAUCUUCCAUACACAUACCUAAUGGGCGAGUCUGUGGAUAUGUGGAGCCAGUCACAUGAUGGUGGGAGACGUUUUGGGGCAAUGACAACCAAUAUAUCAGAGUGUUUCAAUGGUGUACUAAAAGGUGCACGAGGUCUUCCUAUUGCCGCAUUAGUUGAGUUCACUUGGAACAAACUUGUUCAAUAUUUCCAUGACCGGCGUAAAGAAUACCAUUUUGAGUUCUCAGAGGGUAAGAAAUGGAGUGAAUAUGCCAAUCGUACGUGGGAUGCAAAUAAGUGUAAAUCCGAGAAACAUUAUCUCAAGCCAUUUAGCAAUGAAGAGCUGAUAUUUCAAGUAGUUACCCAACUCAACACAUGUAGCGCAGGAGGGGGAAACCACAGUUAUGAAGUUCGGUUACAGGAAAAAAAAUGCAGUUGUGGGAAAUGGCAAAACAUAGGGAUCCCCUGUUCACAUGCAAUUAGAGUAUGUGACUAUUUACAUAUUGAUUCGACCGCAUAUAUUCACCCAUGUUAUGGCUUGAACAAUGCCCUUAACACUUAUGAGCAUGCAUUUGUGAUUCCAAAGUCGCAGUCGUUGUGGCGGGAUCCCAUAGGGCCAAAGUGGUUGCCUAAUCCAGCAUUGUUGCGGGCUAAAGGUCGACCAGUGAAGUCGAGAAUAAGGAAUGAGAUGGAUGGGGUAAGGAAUAAGAAUCGAGAACCGGGAUGGCGGAGGGAGGAUGCAGAUUUCAUAGAGAGUCAACCCAAGCAGACAUGUGGACUGUGUCAUGUUUCCGGGCAUAACCGCAGAAAAUGUCCGCAGUCCCGUGGCGCUUCCACCAGCGGUCAUGUUCCAGACUAGGCAUGCUUCCAUGGAUGACGUUUUUGUCAUGUGGACCGACGAUCUUAGGAAAAGUGACUACGUUGUAUUGGCUAUGUGAACUUUUUGGCUUUUGUUGAAUGUACUUGUAAUUCUUAAUCCAAUGUACCUUUAUGAAGAUUGUGAUUUGAGUAGUAUGGUUAGAACUGCAAAUUAAGCGUGGUUGGGCAUGUUUAGAAUUCACAGAAUUAAGAAUGUCUUUCUGCUGCGAUGUAGGUGCAUUUCCAUUGUAAAACCCUGUUUAUGCAGAGACUGUAAAAUUUUCUAUAGUUUGGUCCCUAUUGAGAGCACGUUUCGAUGUAAUUUAAGUGCAUUUACAUUCUCGGCUUCUCUGCCUCUCAAUGACUGUUUAUAGAUCACAUUCUCAGCAAUUUUCCCGUUUCUGCUUUACCUAUCAGCAGUAUUGUAUGUACAGAGG